Messenger RNA from Saccoglossus kowalevskii, 1569 nucleotides. Its product is annotated as tigger transposable element-derived protein 6-like. NCBI's taxonomy places the organism in Eukaryota, Metazoa, Hemichordata, Enteropneusta, Harrimaniidae. The record is from RefSeq and is a predicted model, not a curated record.
AUGUCAACUCGUGUCAAACGGCGUGCCUUGUCGUUGGACUGUAAAGUCCAAAUGAUCAAAGCGAUUGAGUCGGGCAUUCGUCACGGCGAUGUCUGUCGAAAAUUUGAUGUUAAACCCAGUACACUGUCAACGAUUUUAAAGAAAAAAACUGAUGUUUUGAAGAUGUUCGAACACAACAAAAUUGAGCCGUGCCGGAAGCGAAUGCGGUUUUCAGCAGUCGACGACGUUGAGCAGGCAUUGCUGAAAUGGUUUACCAGUGCCCGUUCUAUGAAUGUCCCAAUCAGCGGCCCUAUUCUCCAGGCAAAGGCCGAAGAUUUAGGACAGAGAAUGAAUCAUUCCGAAUUCAAAGCCAGUAAUGGCUGGCUGGAGAGAUUCAAAUCCCGACACGGUAUCACGUUCAAAUCCGUGUGCGGCGAAGCUGCUUCUGUCAGCGAUGACAUGGUUGAUGACUGGGUAAUGUUAACAUUACCUGGACUCAUCGAUGGCUACGCUCCCAGAGAUAUUUUUAAUGCCGACGAAACUGGGUUAUUUUUCCGCCUGAUGCCCAAUAAGACAUUAUCAUUCAAGAAUGACGUAUGCUCUGGGGGAAAGACAAGUAAAGAAAGAUUGACUGUGAUGCUUUGCGCAAAUAUGGAUGGAUCUGAAAAACUCAAGCCACUGGUCAUCGGAAAAUCAAAAAACCCUAGGUGUUUCAAAAACGUAAAAUCCCUACCCGUCGAUUACAAGGCAAACAAAAAAGCGUGGAUGGUCAGCGAUUUGUUCAUCGAAUGGCUACACAAACUGGACAAGAAGUACAAACGCCAGAAAAGAAAAAUUCUCAUGUUCGUCGACAACUGUCCCGCCCAUCCAGCUGUCAAAAACCUCAAAGCCAUCAAACUCGUCUUUCUCCCGCCUAAUACAACUUCGAAGCUGCAACCGAUGGACCAGGGCGUGAUUAGAAAUUUCAAGUGUUUUUACCGCCAACGAGUAGUUCAAAGAAUGUUGGUGAAUCUUGAUUCAGGUGAAACCCUACCCACGAUCAAUGUCAAAGAUGCGAUCGACAUGCUUCAUUCAUCCUGGCAAAAAGUUACCGAUACCACCAUUGCCAACUGCUUCAGAAAGGCGUCGUUUGUACAUUCGCCAAAUCCCGACGUGGAACAGGAAGUCAGCAUUGCCGAUCGUGGAGACAUUAUGGCCGAUAACACCAGUGAUGUUGAAUGUUUAUGGGGCAAUUUAGCCCAUCAUAUCGAAUUGCCAGAAAUUUCAUUUUCGGAUUUUGUCUGCGCAGACGACGAAACUGGUGUUUGUGAAUCGCCAUCAGACGAUGCAAUCAUAGCGUCCAUUUUGGAACAAAACGCUGAGGCCGAUGAAGACGACAUCGAAAAUGUCAGCCCAGACAUUCCUGUUGACAUCGAACUGCCUUCAUCGUCGGAAGCUAUGGAUUGCAUAGUAAAAUUACGCACUUAUCUUCAGUCCCGUGAAAAUGUUGAAACUAUGAUUUUUUCACAACUUUCAACUAUCGAGGACAUGCUGUUCACAUCGAUUUGUUCUGGUCGUCGUCAAACCAAAAUUACCGACUUUUUAAAAUAG